AUGAAUCGAGACUACUUGAAGAAUCUUUAUCUCCAACGACUGGAGUCGGAGCGAUACUCUGACGUGUUCAGAGAAAGCAUGUCCUCCCUCGUAUCCACAGAGAUAAUAAAUGCUGUCAUAUCUCUUGCGGUUCAAGACGAUGACGAGACUAUGCUUGUGGACCUCCUGGAGCUAUUUCUUCAGAACUUGGAGAGCAACGUUGUAUUUCAUGAAAAGCUCACUAAGUCGAGCUUCCACCUUCUCCUGUUUAAGCGGCCGCUGGGGAUCCAGAGCUACACAAAGCUGAAGUCUAUCUACGAUAGAGUUGGAUCGAGAAGAGUUGUCCCCGGAUUUGAGCACACCGAGUUUCUUAGCAAGAACUUCUAUAACUACUGUCUGUACAAACAUGCAUACAAGGACUACCAGUUUGACCUUGAGCUAGAUGCAGGAAGCCUGGGACCUGUAGAAACUAAUCUGUUCAAGGACCUUCUCAAGGCAGUGUGCAUUGAGAAUAGAGAGAACGAGCAUCUUGCCAACUACAUAAAGACCCUUCCCAUGGACGUGUCUGUGUUCCUUGCAAUAGUGAUGCCGGAUUUCAGAAUAGAUGCAUCCAGGCUUGGGCCUGAGGAUGUGUUUCUUGUGUGUCCUUCACAGGUUAGAGGAUACGACCCAAAGCAGUUUACAAAGGCAUUUCUGUGCAGCUUGAAUUCCGAGGGAGGGCUUUGUAGGGUCUGUGGCAGAAGAGUUCUGGGCUGUGGUUUUGAGGAAAUCGACCGUGAGGAGUACCUAGAUAGUGUGUCAGGGAAUAUCGAGGAGAUGUGCUUUGGAGUAAGCCACUGGGAGAAGAUAAGAACACCCCGGAUGCUCACAACGAUCCUCAGAUCCCUGUUCAAGCGACCUGGAUGCCUUGAAUGCUACAAGUGCUUGAGGUACUUUCCGAUAGAGGAGCAGGGUGAGAUGGAGGAUAUAGUUCUGAGAUUCCUGAGAUAUGCAGCCAGCAUACUGAGCAUCGGGAACAUCCAGGUGUCCCUCAGAAUGUUUCCGUUUAUAAGACACACGCCAAGAGUAGUCUUUUCUUAUUUCGUCAUUCUGUUUGAAGGUUUUCUAAAGUACUCUGGAAAUCUGUUUUUAAAGAACGUGAUAAGGAAUGUGUCGACGAGAAACAAGGCCAAGUUUAUGGGAGUAAGAGCGAUGAUAUUCGAGUAUUACCUGAAGGGAAGCAUAGAGUCUGCAUCUAGCACGGAAGAAAAUACAAAGAAUGAAGGCGGGAGUGGGGCGGUGGAGAACCCCGGAAGAAAGAGGGCUGACGAUCUUGGAGACCUAUUUGCUCCACUAUCCGAGUUCUUUGAUGAGGAGCGCAAGGCAUUUGUCAGAAACAACAUGUUCUACAUAUAUCCCAUCAUGUACUCAUUGUCGUUUCCUUACUACACUCCAGACCUUGCAUUCACCCAGGCCAAUAACCACUUUCUGAUUAUAUCGCUUUUCCUCCGUGGAGAGGAAAGCAGAAUAGACGAGAUUGGGUAUGGGAAGGACGAGCUGUAUCGAAUGGGUGUCGACGUGAUGAUUCCUCUGCUGUGCAACGGAUACUUUAAAUACGACGUGUUGUCAAGGUUCUUUGGAAAUGUCCAGGAAUACAUAAGGGCCCAUCUGCCAAAGUUCCUGUUUGCGUUGAAGAAAGUAUAUGUCGAAAGACCUUUUGAGUUUCGGGUAUGCGUAUUUAAGAUUCUGAAGUGCAUUAUAGAGGCUAUUUCGGGCAAUGUAAGGAUGCUGUUCAACUACCUGUUUCCGUUUGUCGAGUUUUUCAUGAGAAGUCACGAGGAAUCAUGCGGAACGGACUGCAAGAUGAUAUUCAUCGAAUACUACUCAUCGUUUUUUAAGAACGACUGUCUUGUCCGAAACAUGUCAAGGAUAUUUCCUUACCUGGACGCCGAGAAGAUAGCUCGGUGGAGCAAUGUGAAGAGUGAGGACGACUAUCUUGACAUAGUCAUUGGUCUUUUGGAUACCAGAGGGCAUUUUUCACAGGAAAUGGCGGCCAAGAAGGCGGUCGAACUUCUUGCAAGAGUAUUUGGAGAUCCGGGGAAGGGCAAGGGAUUUGAUGAGGAGAGCUUUGUGGAAAAUGUCCUUAGGCGAUUUUUUAAGAGUCGCGAGUUUAGGAUGAAGAUCGGAAAUGUCUAUGGAAAGCUUAAGGAGCUUGGAAACGAUGCUGCAUUCCUUAUUGGAUGUAUAUCCCAAGAGUUUUUGGAUGCAAACCCGCUUCCAUCUGUUUGCAGUGUUUUGAUUGAGGAGUGCACCCCGGAGGCGAUUGCCAGAGUGAUGGUUGAGAAAUAUCUGUUUGAGAUGGAUCCCGGAAAGCAGGAUCUUCACUUUUUCAUAAUACAGGAGACACUAAGGUUUAUUAAGGGGCCUCUGAGUGACAGGAUGGAAGAGGUUGUUGAGCAGUUUAGAAGCACACAGUACUUCUAUGAGUAUGUUCCUGUGCAUCCGGUGGAAGGGGUAUAUGAAAAAACCUAUACCUUUAAAAGGUUUCUUGGGAGGCUCUAUCGAUACUCCCUCAACGAAAUUGCAAAAAGUGAGAUGCAAGAGUACUUUAGCCUUCUCAAGUAUGGAAACCUGCUUGACACUCUGUUUCUGGAGUUUCACUGUUUGUGCCUGUGCAGGCUGCUUUUGGAGGCGGGAGACCACAAGGUCUUGGGCAUGGUUCGAGAAAUAGCCAACAACCUGCAGGAAGGGGUGGACAAGAGGAUUGCAAGGUUUGUGCUGAAGCUUCAUGGCUUUACCUCGGGGAAGCACAUAGAGGACCAACAGAUUCUCAGGAUAUCGUUUUUUCUCAAAGACCACCAUAAUGCAAUCCAGACUCUGGAGAAGAUGAUAAGGAAGGAGAGAAAAAGCGAGCUUUUUGAUCUUCUGCAGUACUGUUACUAUUCCAUCAAGGACUACGACAAAGUGCUGGGGAUAAACUCUGUGUUUGCACGUCCCAGCCUAAUAAACCUGUUUUUCAGGUUCUGUGUGGAUAAGAACUUUGCAGCGGCAAGGAGAUGCUUAGAGCCAAAGCCUGGGCACGAUGGAGUGAAGGAGGAGAGCGGAGAAGAUCAUAAAGGCCAGGCACCCCGAGAGCUGGACGUGAAGAUUUUGAUGGAGGAGAUUAUAGAUGAGUGCCAGGACGAUGAGGUUACAAAGUUCAUGAAUGACUGCAAGAAGAUAGAAGGAGACUUUUCUGAAUGGAAGAGGCUGGAAAGCAGAAACGAGGUUUUCAAGCACUUUAUAAAGGACUGCGAGCUUGUGUCCAAGAGCAAGAACCUACUGAAGACGCUUGACUUGAUAGCAGGAAGAAGAGAACUGGCUGGAGACAACAGGAUGCUUUUGGAGUGUCAUGAAAGUCUUGUGGCGAGCAUCAGAUCGAUGAUGGAUGCAAGAGAUGACAUGUCGUGUGAUGAAAUGUUUGAGUCUUUGCUCACUGCAGAGAAACAGGAUACGAUUGGGAAUUCAAGCCAGGGGCUGCACAGUAGGGAGUACUUCGACGACUUUGCAUCUGUGGAUAUGGUUCGGGCGGAAAGGCGCUCCGAAAGGAUAGGAUAUAUGGACAGAAGCAAGUCUGGAAGCACGAGCGGUUAUUCUUCGCUGGAAGAGUUCGAGAGGGAUCUGAAGCUUGCAAUUAUAAGAAACUAUAGGGGAGACGAUGACGUGGGGAGGUGCAUCCAAGAGAUUGGGGGGAUGCUACUCAAAAGAGAAUGGUGCGUACUAUAUGAGUUGGCAGAGCUGAAUGUUCUGCAGGGGAAGAUAGGGGAUGCAAAGACGUCUCUCAAAAAGGUUUUAGAGAUAUUUCCAAAGACAUCGAUGCUCUACAAAAAGGCCUUGAUAAGAUACUCUGAGCUUCUGGAUACAAAGACAGCAUAUACCUCUGCACUAUCCAUUUUGAAGGACUCUGGAAAGUUGUUCCUUCUUGGGGCUAAGAAGUUCGAGAGCACGGAGCCUGUCAAGGCAAUGGAGAUGUACAUAAACAGCGUCAUACAUGAUAACCAGUGCUCCGACGAGGCGGUUCCGAGGAUAUUCCAUCUGUUUUCUGAGAUGAUGCCCCCAGGAGACAUCAAUGCAGGUGCAGUCCUGCUCAAGAAGUUCCUUGAGUCCAGUAUCUCUCUGCUUCCUCCGUAUUACAACCAAAUUCUUUCGAGACUGAGCCAUCCCAACCAAGACGUGGCGAAUGUGGUGUCCAGGAUAGUCUUCGAGCUCAUGGAGAACUACCCAAGCAAAACAUUUUGGAGGUCCCUGAUCAUGAUGAACUCCCAGGUUCCAAGUACAAGAAAGCGCAUGGAGGGCAUUGUUUCUGGGCUUACACUCGACAACAAGGUGGCUCUGUCCAAUGUCAAAAGGAUAUCCGAGGAGCUGACGUGCAUAUCGAGAUCAAAGAAGAACGAGCUGACUAUGGAAGAGGAUUUUCCUGCAUUUGCUAAGAUGUUUCCUGCAGGCGUCACUGUUCCAAACACCAAGGUGCUGAUCAGCGGGGUUCGCAACGAGGUGAAGGUUUUCAACUCUCUCCAGCGCCCCAAGAGAAUAUGCUUUGUAGGAAGCGAUGGAAAGAACUACUACUGGCUUUGCAAGAACCAGGACGACCUGAGGAAGGACAGCCGGUUUAUGGAUCUGAACCUCAUAAUCAACAGCAUACUCAAGAAGCAGAGCAGCAGAAAAUACAUCAGGACCUAUGCUGUGAUACCAUUCAGUCAUGAGAGCGGCAUUAUAGAAUGGAUUGGUGGGCUGAGCUCGCUCAAGGCCAUAUGCGACACCUAUUAUGCAAGAGACGGAAUAUCGAUAUCGGAAACGGCAUGCAGGUUUGUGCACAACAAGAAGAUAGGAAUGCGGGAGUGGCACAGGGUCGCCUCGAAGUUUCAUCCAAAGUUCCACCUCUGGUUUCACGACAGCUUUCCCCAUCCAUUCAGUUGGUUAGUUGCUAGAAACAACUACACCCAGACAUAUGCGAUAAUGAACAUUGUGGGGUGGUUCAUGGGGCUAGGCGAUAGACAUGCAGAGAAUAUCCUUUUUGAUUCAAAUACCGGCGACACCGUUCAUGUCGAUCUGAACUGCAUCUUUGGAAAGGGAAAAGAGCUUCAGGUUCCAGAAAGAGUCCCGUACAGACUCACACAGAAUAUCGUGGAUGCAUUUGGGGUGCUUGGGCUGGAGGGCUCAUACAACACCUCCCUCUGCACAACGCUCGACCUGUUUCUCAAGAAUAAGAACAUCCUGGUCUCAAACCUCCUAUCCUUUGUCUAUGAUCCUCUGUUUGAGUGGAGAAGAAAGUCUGCAACCACCCCAAAGAAGAUCAUCGAGGACCUAUGGCACAAGAUGGACGAUUUAGAUGCCUGCAGUAAGUGUGACGUAUUGAACGAAGAGGCAACGAACGACGAAAACCUAUGCAUGAUGUAUAUUGGAUGGCUUCCAUUCAUCUGA
This is a messenger RNA of Encephalitozoon cuniculi GB-M1, 5418 nucleotides long. RefSeq lists its product as uncharacterized. The record is from RefSeq and is marked provisional. The coding region runs from base 1 to 5418 and encodes 1805 amino acids. The transcript has a single exon. Gene Ontology annotation, cellular component: nucleus. Gene Ontology annotation, biological process: DNA damage checkpoint signaling; telomere maintenance; protein phosphorylation. NCBI's taxonomy places the organism in Eukaryota, Fungi, Microsporidia, Unikaryonidae. Gene Ontology annotation, molecular function: protein binding; protein serine/threonine kinase activity.